Linum tenue is the source of this 1749-nucleotide messenger RNA. NCBI's taxonomy places the organism in Eukaryota, Viridiplantae, Streptophyta, Magnoliopsida, Malpighiales, Linaceae. The record is from the annotation of a GenBank genome assembly.
AUGUCUUCUUCUUCAUUACCACUUCCGUCAGCUGCUAACUCGCCGGCGACUCAAACACAGGCGACCGCCGGAACGGUGGAUCAUGUCUCAUCAGCAAGCCUCCCUCGCACAGUUUGGGGCAAUGGCUUCCUCGACCACAGAUUUGAUUAUGCGUCACUCCAGGCGAACCAUAAACAGCCAAAACACGAAGUUUUGAAGCAAGAGGUGAGGAAGAUGGUGAUAGAUUACGAUGUAAAAAGUGGAGACUCUGAGUCACAUAUUGCAGAUAAGCUACGACUGAUAGAUGCAGUACAACGGCUAGGCGUUGGAUAUCACUUCGAGAAGGAGAUCGGAGAAGUUCUUGAAAGAGUUGAUGAUUUAGGAGAUGACUUAUUUUCUAACAUUGGUGACAAAGGUUCCGAUCUCUACCAUGCAGCUCUCCGGUUUCGACUCCUGAGACAACAAGGGUUUCCUGUAUCGCCGGAUGGGUUUAGAAAGUUGAAAGGAAGCGAAGGAAAGUUCAAAGAGUGGUUGGCGAAGGACGAGAAAGGAUUGUUGAGCUUGUACGAGGCAGCACACAUGGCAUUCAAUGGAGAAGAUAUAUUGGAUGAAGUCCUGAGUUUUGCUACAAAGACCCUUGAGUCAAUCUUCCCAAACAAGAUAACCAACCCUUCAUUCCAAAAGCAGAUCGACUUUGCCCUUCGCGUUCCUGCUUGGAAAUGUGUCCCGAGGUCCCUUGCUAGACACUCCAUCGAUUUCUACUCUACGGACUCUUUCCACCAUGAAAAACUCCUCGCCUUUGCAAAGUUGGACUUCAACAUAGUUCAAAAAUUUCAUCAGCAGGAGCUCUAUGAAGUCUCUAAUUGGUGGAGAAGUAUUGACGUGGCGACCAAAUUUCCCUAUGCAAGAGACAGGCUUAUGGAGAGUUAUUAUUGCGUCAAUUCUAUGUAUUUUGAGCCCAAAUACCGGUCGGGAAGAAUUAUAGCCACCAAAAUCUUCUUAAUGUUGGCUAUAUUGGACGACACUUACGAUAACUUUGCUACAUAUGAAGAGGCGCAUGCCCUAACGGAAGCUAUUGAAAGGAUGGAUGUUAGGGCUCUCCAAGAACUACCCGACAGGAUGAGAAAUGUAUAUAGUGUCAUCCUUAAUCUAUAUGAUGAAAUCGAGAAGGAAACUGGAAAAAUAGGACCCACUUUCGGUGUCCAAUAUGCAAAGGCAGAGCUCAAGAAAUUGUCCCAAGCCUACUUGGGUGAGAUUCGGUGGCGCAAUGAAGGUCGGGUUCCGACACUGAGAGAGUACAUUAUCAAUGGAGUUGCCUCUAGCGGUGUGUCCAAACUUUGCACAUCGUGUUUCGUUGGUAUGGGAGCAGAGAUAGCCACCAAGAAGGCUUUUGAAUGGGUAACUAAUGAGUCUAAAAUGAUGAAUGCUGGUUGUCUCAUUGCUAGGGUUCAAAAUGACAUUUUCUCUCACGAGUUUGAACAAAAGAGGAACCAUGUGGCUUCAGCCGUGGAAUGUUGUAUGAAGGAGUAUCGAGUGUCGGAGAAAGAAGCUGUUGAAUUCCUGUGGAAAGAGAUUUCUAACGCGUGGAAAGAUAUUGUCGAAGAGUAUUGUCAGAAACCGACCUUGUUGCCAUCAACCGAUCUCACGGAUCGUCUCCUCAAUUUGACACGUCUAAUCAAUAUAUUCUACGACGAUGGUGAUUGCCUCAUCAAUUCCCACCUUUUGAAGGAUCAUCUCACCUCACUUUUCAUUGAUCCUGUGCCUCUUUGA